This is a messenger RNA of Aureobasidium melanogenum CBS 110374, 771 nucleotides long. RefSeq lists its product as uncharacterized. NCBI's taxonomy places the organism in Eukaryota, Fungi, Ascomycota, Dothideomycetes, Dothideales, Saccotheciaceae. The transcript has 3 exons. The annotation marks the transcript as partial. The record is from RefSeq and is a predicted model, not a curated record.
AUGGGUCUUGAGGGCAGAUCAAACACCAUGAUUGGUGUUUCAGCGGCGUAUCUAGUCGUCGCAUGGAUUGCUUUCUCUUUACGGGCUAUAGUCAAAGCACACAUUAUGCGAUCUUUCGGUCUAGACGACUGGCUCAUGGUUGUUACGAUGCUUAUAUUCACAGUUGACAGCGGUCUUCUCAUCGCCAUCGGGCAGGGCCUGAAGGAUGUUGAACACGGGACGAUAUAUUACCAAGUUUUCCAAUUCGCCUUUUACACACUCGCAAAUGUGUUUCUCAAGGUAUCUCUUGCGACCACCUUCAACCGCAUCCUACUCGAGAGGUGGCAACGUCGAACCGUGCAAGUCACUGUAGGAAUAAACACUUUGUUCGGCCUUGCGACCUUCUUCACCAUCAUCUUCCGCUGCGGUAACCCUAUGGAUUUCGACGCCCGAUACAGACACUCCAUGUGUAUCAGUUGGGACGCCAUGCAAGGAGUGCAAUAUACCAACAGUGUCAUCAACACAAUAGCAGAUUGGGUGCUCGCUCUGCUUCCUAUCUUUGCCCUUCGCGUCAUGAAGUUGAACCACCAGGCCAAAAUCUCUGCAGGCUUCAUCCUGGCAUUGGGGUGUGUAAGCAGCAUCAUGUCCAUGCCACGGUUCGGCUUCAUUCACGCCCUCGGAGGCAUGGGAAAGAAGUUCUGGAUAAUGUCAUUCCCCGUGGCUGUUCUUAGUGUCGCCGAAGUGGGCACUGGUGUUACCGCCGCUUGCCUACUUACUCUACGUCCCUUGAUC